UAUAUAUUUUUUGCCAGUAACACACGUUUUGAUAUUGACUAAUAAUAAUUAAAAUUGAACAGGAAAACAGAAUUGUAAAAGUUGCUUGAAUAAUAAGUAAGGAAUGCUCUUCCUGCCCCUGUCAACAUGGCCGCCACAUAGUUACGUGGGACAACCAAGCGUGGUGCCGUAUCCAGUCUCAUAUCUAUCGAGUUAGUUUUUUUUUUUUUUUUGCUUGUUGUUGAAGGAGAAGAAACUUGGAAAAGAUUUUUGUACUUAGAUACAACAUGACGACGCGCAGUAUCUUACUCCCACCUUCCAGACUGCUAUUUAUUUUAAAGCAUGCCCCCUUCCAGUCUGGAUCUUGUGUCAUUCACAGCAAGGCUCAGUAUUCCACCACCUCUAAUCCAAAUGAAAAGAUGUUUGACAAGGUUCUAAUAGCAAACAGAGGGGAAAUUGCUUGCAGGGUGAUAAGGACGUGCAAGAAGCUGGGUAUUCGGACUGUUGCUGUUCAUAGCGACGUUGACUCGAAUGCUGUACAUGUCAAGAUGGCUGAUGAAGCAGUGUGUGUUGGCCUUGCCCCAACUAGUCAGAGCUACCUCAACAUGGAUGCCAUUCUGGAUGCUGUCAGAGACACGAAAUCCCAAGCUGUUCACCCGGGAUAUGGCUUCCUCUCUGAAAACAAAGAAUUUGCAAAGAGAUUAGCAAAAGAAGGCGUGGCCUUUAUUGGCCCAGACACUCAUGCUAUCCAAGCCAUGGGAGACAAAAUUGAGAGCAAACUGAUUGCUAAGGCUGCAAAGGUCAACACAAUCCCAGGAUUUGAUGGAGUAGUCAAGACGCCAGAGGAAGCUGUAGAAAUUGCGCAAAACAUCGGCUACCCAGUCAUGAUAAAAGCAUCAGCAGGCGGAGGAGGGAAAGGAAUGAGAAUUGCGUGGAAUAAUGAUGAAACAAGGGAAGGCUUCCGGUUCUCAUCACAGGAAGCAGCAUCAAGCUUUGGCGAUGACAGACUUCUUAUUGAGAAGUACAUAGAUAACCCGAGACACAUAGAAAUUCAGGUGCUGGCUGAUAAACAUGGUAAUGCUCUGUGGUUGAAUGAAAGAGAGUGCUCUAUCCAAAGAAGGAACCAGAAGGUGGUGGAAGAAGCUCCCAGUACUUUCCUGGACUCUGCGACGAGACGAGCAAUGGGCGAGCAAGCAGUGCAACUUGCCAAGGCUGUGCAGUACUCUUCUGCUGGUACCGUGGAGUUCCUGGUUGAUUCCUCAAAGAACUUCUACUUCCUGGAGAUGAACACACGGCUACAAGUUGAACAUCCUAUAACGGAGUGCAUUACUGGUCUUGAUCUGGUUGAGCAGAUGAUCCGAGUUGCCAAGGGUUACCCGCUGCAGCACAAACAGGAAGAUAUACCAAUAAACGGAUGGGCCUUUGAGAGCCGCGUCUAUGCUGAGGACCCUUACAAGUCAUUUGGUCUUCCCUCCAUCGGAAGGUUGACCCAAUACCAAGAGCCAACCGGUCUCAACAAUGUGCGGGUUGACAGUGGCAUCCAGGAGGGAAGUGAUAUCAGCAUUUAUUAUGAUCCCAUGAUUUCUAAGUUAGUAACCUUUGGUGCUACAAGAGCAGAAGCCCUUGCGAAGAUGGAGGAUGCUUUGGAUAACUACGUCAUCAGAGGUGUAACGCACAACAUUCCACUCUUGAGAGAAAUAAUCACCCAUCCUCGCUUUAUUUCUGGGGACAUUAGUACCAACUUCCUUCCAGAGAUUUACCCGGAUGGCUUUAAGGGUCACCAGCUUCAAGCGGAAGAACAGCUGGAACUGGUAGCCUCUGCAGCAGCACUACACGUAACAGCCCAGCUCUGUUCACAGAAUGUCCGAGGCAACUUGAGGGUGUCCUCAAUACCUGUGCAGCAUACUUGCUGGGAGCUAUGUGCACAGGUGGGAGAGCGAUGGCAUGAAGUAAAAGUUAAUCAAUCCGGAGACAUGUAUACAGUGCAUGUAGAUGGCGAACGGGUAGAUGUCCACGGACAGUGGAACCUGGCUUCUCCUUUGCUACCACUCACUAUUAAUAAUAAGCACAGAAUGUUACAGUGUCUAUCCCGUGAUGCUUCAGGACACAUAGUUCUACAGUACCUGGGCACAUCGUUUAAGGUUCGUAUUUUGUCCAAGUUGGCUGCAGAAUUGAACUCUUACAUGCCAGAGAAAAUUCCUGAGGACACCAGCAGUAUCUUGCGUUCACCUAUGCCUGGAACAGUAGUGGCCGUUACUGUAAAGCCUGGUGAUGAGGUUGCAGAAGGCCAAGAGAUCUGUGUGAUUGAAGCCAUGAAAAUGCAGAACAGUAUGACUGCUGUCAAACAAGCGAAGGUAAAGAGUGUCCAUUGCAAACCAGGUGAAACGGUUGGUGAAGGAGAUCUGCUCGUGGAGCUUGAAUAAAUCAGCGCGUAGCACAGUAGAAGGACCAGUGUCCCCGGCAGAUUGAUAUCCAAAAGGGUGCCUGAGUGUUGAGCUUCGACAAAAAUUUAACUGAGUUAAAAAAAAUAUUAAUCCUACUCCUGUCAAUCAUUGUUUCCCCUGUGUUUCUAAACUAUGACAUUAAGUUUGUUACAUUUUUGUUAUUUGAACACCCAAAUAAAAUAUCAUUAGCAUUUUUGUAAGACCGUUUUACGUGCCUAUGUUGGUUCACCACUUCUCAUAAAAGCUAGAGGUGGGUAAUAACACGUUACAUUUACUUGAGUAACCUUUUUAGAAAAAUGUUCCUGAGAGUAGUUUUACCACACCUUAUUCCGCUACUUCAAGCUAGAGUCGCUACAUUUUUCCUCUUUGUUCUACAUAUUAAAUUUUGCCAGAGACACUCAUAGCGGCUCUACCAGUUUCACCAAUGAGACGUCGGAACAACAAUCACAUGACUCCAUUAUACCAAUCAAGACGUAACAAUACAGUCACAUGACCACACACAAACUUAGAUUCGGAAGUCCGAUGAUCACGCCGGCUUGUUCAUUCACGUUGUGGCAUUAGCAUUACUCGAAAGUGUGGAUUUCAACCUCAAUCCCAGUUUUUAUUUGGCAAAUAUAGACCAUUGAAAACCUGAGAUAUGACUGUUUUUGUUUCAUGGGAGGAAAUGUUUUCUCCACUAGCGGGCACUCGUGCUCUUUGGACGGUUGAUGUUUCAUUUCUGUAGCGUUUUCUAGUGAGAAUUCGAUUAUUUUUCUAAACAGGUAGUCCCCAGGUUACGGUCAAGUUCGAUUCUUUCGCUGGUGACGUAACCCGAAUUUCCACGUAAGCAUCCCUAAAUCUAAAAAUAACUAUCCAAAAACAUGUUUUAUACGUCAUUGUACUGUCCUCGCUAAGACGUUGGAUCUAAAUCCUAGCUAGACAGCGAGCUAAAUUGUAAUCUUUCCAGUCUCUCUCUCACUCAAGGUGUACAUGCGCUCUUACUCAUGUGCGGAACUACUAUUUGGUCUAUGCUUCCUGCGCCAAAAUAAAAGCAUGCAUCAGAAAACAAAGGUCAACAUUAUAAUCAAAUAGACAUUUCGCCAUUAUGACAGAACGGUGAUAUUAAUGAAGUAAAAAAUAACAGUGUAAGGUAAAAUAAGGAACUGUUUACGUGACAAAAAAAAAAAAAGACUGGGGACAAAAUGGCGGACGAGACCCUGGCGUCGUAAAGUCGACAAUCACGUAUGUCAGGUACAUCGUCGUGGACUACCUGUACUUUAUUUGGCCUAAUAUGGUCACGUAAUCUGUUAUAGUACAAUAUAUUAACCGUUCACAUUGAUGACAUUGUGCAGAGAAAAAAAAAAUCUUGACAUUGUAAACAGUUACUCAUUAUUACUCUUUUCACCUACCGGUAAUAUUUUUUACUUGUACUUGAGUAAAAUUUUUGACUAACCACCUAUGCCUGUUAGCUGAUUUCUUAUCAGAAGAGAGGCUUGUUUUUAUACGUGUUAUUGCAUAUGCUGUGGACUUGCCUUGUGUGUGUACAUGUUACAGAUUGAAUCAAAAAUAUAAGGUGGUGAAAUUAAUAAAGUCAACUUUUAGUCUUCAAGAUUUUGCUGCAAGGUUUAAAUAAAGGAGGUUUAACGAUACAUGUUGGGUGAAAUAACUUUUGUUCAGAGACUUUCAAAUUAGCCUUUUUAGAAUUUGGACAUCCUUUUGUUGAGAUGCUACAAAAACGGCGUAUGCCAUGCCAAAUCAUUUGAUGCUGUAUUUCAAUAAACACAUGACAAACAUUUCACAAGCUUGAAU
Messenger RNA from Corythoichthys intestinalis (scribbled pipefish), 4211 nucleotides. It is a transcript of the gene pcca, whose product is annotated as propionyl-CoA carboxylase subunit alpha. The coding region runs from base 267 to 2402 and encodes 711 amino acids. Lineage: Eukaryota; Metazoa; Chordata; Actinopteri; Syngnathiformes; Syngnathidae. The transcript is spliced from 23 exons. Gene Ontology annotation, cellular component: mitochondrion. Gene Ontology annotation, molecular function: propionyl-CoA carboxylase activity; ATP binding; metal ion binding. The record is from RefSeq and is a predicted model, not a curated record.